Molecule: messenger RNA, 4815 nt
Organism: Ustilago hordei
Lineage: Eukaryota; Fungi; Basidiomycota; Ustilaginomycetes; Ustilaginales; Ustilaginaceae
Product: Cys(2)His(2) zinc finger transcriptional activator
Exons: 2
Coding region: 1-4815 (1604 amino acids)
Biological process (GO): regulation of transcription by RNA polymerase II
Cellular component (GO): chromatin
Molecular function (GO): DNA-binding transcription factor activity, RNA polymerase II-specific; RNA polymerase II cis-regulatory region sequence-specific DNA binding
Source: RefSeq, a predicted model, not a curated record
AUGCCUGCCUUUCGUGGACACGACUCCGCUCGCAAAUUUCACUGUGAUGUACCAGGAUGCUCAGCCUCAUUCGUCAAGCGUGCACACUUGCGCCGACACGAGAUGACGCACACCCGGCGACGUGACUUCCACUGUCCUGGCUGCAACAGAGCCUUCUCUCGCAACGAUAGCAUGGCCCGUCACCUUCGUCGUAAGCAUCCACACCUAUAUCACUCGCAUGAGACUGCUUCCGCAGGUACGACGGGCGUAGAACGCGUUUUCACUGGAUGCACCAACAGUACCACCGGCGCUUCAACCACGGGAGAUACCUUUCCUUCACCAACAGAGUAUAGCACACUCUCUUUGCGAUCGCCUUUCGACCACAGCAACAGUAGCAAUACACAGCAUUAUCGAGCUGGUGAUGCUGCCACCCUUCACCAUUCGCUCGGACGGCUUGCAGCAUCACCUGACGCAAGCUAUCGUGGUGCUACUCAUCACUCGCAGGUAUCAGUCGACUGGCGCGGCCCCAGCACCUCGCGUCUUCCGGAACCACAGGCACAACAUUCUGCUGCCUAUUUGCCUCAGAAUGAUGGACUGCCUGCAUAUCAAGGCCGAUUUGACUACGCAGUUAAGGUAGAGUCGGACGAUCAAGACCGCAUCGGUUCUCAAGCCUUCUUCUCGAACCCUGCGCCAGCUUUCGACGACACCGACCGCAGCUUUCCGCCAAGAAGGCACUUCAACGAGCAUGAGACCUCUUAUAGGACCGAUUGGAUGCAGCAGUACGCCCAACCCCACCACCAAGGUGGUUUUGGGGCAAGAAUCAAUUUACCAGCUGUUUCCACAUCGCCCUACCAGUGGGAGCGACAAGCUGAUGGAAUGUCCUACCCUCAUCCUAGCGCUUCAGGAGGCUGGAUGGCUUCACAACCCUCACCCAUGGGGCCCACCGUUCAGUUCGCUGAGCACGGCCAACGCGAACCUGCUCGUUGGAUGCAACCAGGCGCAGGCUAUCCUCAAGCAGCCUUACCGUCUGGCGCAUCUCCAUCCAUUCCAUCUAUGCAGUCUGGAAUAGAUGAGAACACCGGUGCCGACCUCCUCCAAUCCGAAUUCUUUGUCGGAGCGAUGCGACCAAAGUGCGAAGACGCCGGCUGGACCAAUCUGGAUCCUUGUGUGCUCACAGCACAGCCAUCAGAGCGUGUGCGUGUCGAGUCAGCGCCCGAGUCGUCAUCACAGCAAUUUUUGAAAUCGUUUGCACCUCCCGCACCGGGCCUCUCGCCGUCCGGUGGCUCCACCGAGGCUGCCGACUCAUACUUUGCCGUCGACUUCCGAGCCUUGUGCGAUCAAGUUGCACCUUCCGAGCCCCCGGAUGCAGGCCAGAUGGAGCAGAUCUUGGCCGAUCUUGGCAUUGAUUUUGCUGCAAAUCAAUCAGCCACAGUCGACGCUUCGCAGACCUUCUCUUCGCAUGAAGCCUUUGCAAAGCCUCUCCCUUCAUCAGCAGGAGCAGCCCCGUCAGUUCCGUCACAGGGAGCAAUGCCAGCACCUUGGACGUCCGAUCGACUCGCUCCAUCUUCCACCAGCAUGCAUAUUCAUCCCAUGUCUCAAGCACAGUCAUCGCAGAAUUCGUUCUACCUUCCCUCACUUACCGCCUCGCAGACCGAAUACCUUGGUCCCAGUGCAACGUCUCACAGACGAACCAUGGAUCGUGUCUUCAGCUCUGCCUCGAUGUCUUUCGAGUCCGGCUCACAAACUCGCGAUCAUCAUCAUGAGACGCAGAGCCUUCAAGGCGAUGUCGGUGGAAACCAUGGCAAGUCGAUCUCAUUCUCGAUUGCAGACGCUGGGUCACAGGAGGUCACCACGGGAGAUGCCGACGCAGAAACAAACGCAAAUUUCUACAAGCCUCAUGACUCGUCUCCUCCGCACAGGGCUGCUCGGGAUGAAGAAGGCGGCUGGAAAGUUGCUCGCAUCGCAGAGUCUCCGCAUCAGUCUGCUCAAGCGUCUGCUUUGCCUCGGCCGGCCUCUGCACAGGGAACGAAGCAGAAGGACGCCUCGAAGAAAGACGGCUGUGAAGAAGCAAUGCUGGUCGACAGUGCGGCAUCGAUUGUGAUGGGUCCACCGCAAGCGGCUAUAGAUCAGUCCGGCGCCUCGAAUGAGAAGGCCGAGAUGGACAUCGACGUGCCACCUCUGCCAGAGGAUAGCCGGCAACGCAACAGCUCAGCUUCGAUCGCUAGCUCAGCUGUCAGUGGUGAUCAGUUGCAGCUCGUGGUAGAGCGGUUUCGAGCCUUUGCACAGCUGUGUCAGGACCACAUGCACCCAUCGGCCGCCAUGCUCGAAAGCCUCGCACCGUUGAUUCCAAAGGUGAUCCACAGCGACGUGCCCGUCUUUCAUCCCAGGAUGAUUGGCUCACAAAAAGCUCACAGCCCAGAAGAGGUGUAUGCGCUUUUUUCUCUUGCAUCGCUUCGAAGCAACGAGCCGCACCUCAGGGAGGAAGGUGACCGGCUUAUUUGCUUCCUCUACGGUCUGGUGAUGCUUUCGUACAAGCACACUCUCCAUUCGGGUGGCGCAUUGCAUUCGUUCCUCAAUUGCUUGCUUCUGGUCGGCGUACACGGCAUGCGACAAUCGAAUCCCGAUCUUUGGCUGAGGUUUGAAGAGAACCGCGAGUCUAUUCUCUUGGACGUGCUCAAGGCGGAGACGCGGAACGCAGAAUUGGAUCAGAGCUUGGAUCGAAUCGACACGGCCGGACUUCAGGAGUUGCCCGAGGAAGAGCUCUUCGAGCUAUGGUCUCGCUGGUAUGAUCAUGAGAGCCGCAAACGAUCCAGAAUCUAUGGAGCUAUCGUAGAUUCGCAAUCCUCAAGCUACUUCUCGCCACUCAAGGUCAGAUUGUCGUCUCGCUCAGAUGGUCCUCGCUGCCAAUUUCUGUUUGCGCAUGUCUACGAGCCCUGUCCUGACGCCGUGUUUCUCGCCUGGCCGCCCAAAGUCUGGGCCACGCGCUUGGCCGGCAGUGCUUCGUUACCUUCAUCUAAAGGGGCCGACAUGGCCUUUCGCGACGGGCAACCUAUCUCCAUCGCCACAUGUCUUACGGAGCAAUUGCUAAAACCGCACGUCGCUCAUCUGUAUGAGCCCAAGACAUAUCCGCGCUUCCGUUCAUCGUUCGAUUUUGGCUCACAAAACCGCGCAGCAACCACCUUCAAGCCUUUCCGCCCCCUCAGCGACCAACAGAACCAGGAUCGAAUCGCGAGACCGACGCCUUUCGUCGAAGGUGCCGAUAGUUCAACUGCAUCAGAAUUCUCGAGCCGGCCACAAUCGCAGGCCGAGGAUUCAGAGAGCAAUGCUGCUGAGCCAGAGACUCGCACCGUGUCUCAGUUGCACAUGUUGGCGUUGCUCGAAUCCGUGCAUGGUGCAUGGAUGACCGACAGUGGUUGGUAUCAGACCCCGGCGUGGGGCGCUGCAGCUUUGCCCGAGCAACUGGCCAUUGACGAUAACGAAUUUGACGUCGAGACCGCAAGCCUGGCAGACCUACCUGGAUGGCGUAUUGGACGCACUUUGCAUGCCACUCAAGUAGCCCAUGCUUUAAUGAACUGGUCCGAAAUGUUCAGUGGCGGAAACGAUGUAUGUCGGAGAAGUGGCGCGGCCGCUUCGAAGCUUGGACUCAAAAUCACCGACGACGCCUAUCAAGCAACGAUCCGAUGGCAAGCAACCUUCCUCUCCCUUUGUGUUCCUCUGCACUCGCUAUGCUUCUACCUCGACGCACGCAAGCGCGCCGUCGCUACGGAUAAAGAUCGACGCCAGAGGAUCUCGUUCUUGCUCCGGAAAUGGGUCGAUUCUCCCUACUGCAGAAGAGCGCUGGUCCACGCCGGUACGAUCUUGACGCUACUCUGUGCGGCAAAGAAAGGCUCUGCUACCGAAAGGCUCGGUCCUGCUUCGGCUCAUGCAGUGUUCAUGUCGCUGCUGAUCUUGGUAGGUACAAGCAAGCUAUUGAACGAAGAGGGUGUGCCUCCAAGGCAGGUCGCCGAAAAUUCCGCAUCGCGGUGCGAAGAGCUGGUGCCAAUCCGUCAAGUCUGGACGAGCUUACUCGGCGUGGGUCAAGGAAGCGGAUCAGAGCCCAAUGGGGGCAAGGAUACCACGCUAAAUGACAGAGUCAAGGACGGCGUCAAGCAAGACGACGGGCUCGAUACUGAAGAAGAUUGGAUGCGAGUGCGAUUCUGGCAUCGCAAAUUCCAAUAUCUUGGUCUUGCAGGAAUCUAUCGCGAGCGGGAAGCAAGCUGUGAGGUAUAUUCGGACUGGCGAGGAUCCAUAUCGGCGGGUAACGGCGGCGCCGAAGGAUUGCCGUCGAUAGGAGGGCUGCGAGCUGCACAUCUAAGACCAAGAUGGUCCAGUCUUAUCGGAGAAGUACGAUGGCCUGGACCUCGACGCGAGACAAUUCACGCGCAGCGCAACUCGGUCGAGGAUAGCCGGCAAUCCUCACAAGGCCAGCUUGCAGGUCUGCAGCCCAAUGGUACUCGCAACUUGCCACGGCUGCAGCUACGACCUGCCACGAACAGCACAAAUGCCUUGCAGGAGACAAGGCGAUGGAUCUUGCAAGGAGCCACGCACAACGCAACAUUCUGUGGUACGCUGCUUUGGCGCGCAGAGGCAGUGAAUAGUUACGAUAAAGCGGCAUCGAAGGUGCUAAGUCGGGAGCAGCUUCGCUCGCUGGUGAUCUGGGUGCGUGGCGACAAUCCUGCCUGGUGCUACAGCCAAGAGUACACGAGCCUCCUUUUGGGAGCGCUGCAAGAGCCGCAUGCUGACCAUUCCAGCACGUCGGCGAAUGGCGAGAGUCAAGCUGCGCAGAAGAGCAGCUGA